AUGAUCCAUAAUGAUUCAUCUAUUUCGUAUCUAUCUGAGCUGGGAUUGGAGUGGUUAACGGCCAGGGUAGGUAAUUUGAUAAGUCAGAGAUCUCAGUUUUCCAGCCAACCAGCUAUUGCAGAGGAUUUCCAUUUGCAGUUAAUAAUAUAUCAAGGAAUUAAUUUAAGCGCCCUAUGGGGUCCACAGUCUAUCAGCGAACACAUAGGCUAA
Molecule: messenger RNA, 210 nt
Organism: Aspergillus niger
Lineage: Eukaryota; Fungi; Ascomycota; Eurotiomycetes; Eurotiales; Aspergillaceae
Exons: 3
Coding region: 1-210 (69 amino acids)
Source: RefSeq, a predicted model, not a curated record